AUGACAACUUCAACCACGAAACGAACACAUGAUGAUUCCAGCGACAGUGCGGUGGUUUCUCCAGACCACACUGCCUUCAUCGACGAGGGAAAAAAUACCGUUCACAAACGACUACGGGCCACCAACGACCUGGUCGACUCGGAAUAUGCUCGGAUGGAGUCAUCGUCUCCGAUUCCUAUGAAAAAUCAAGAACAAGACGAAAAUGUCGGUUCCAUGGAAAGAUCCGAAAGACUCGUAUCCCAAGACGUCCACCAACACCUUCUUUCUUCACCAUUGCCAAAAAAUGAUGCUCCUGCCCGAUCAGAAUCUUCCUUGAUCGAGGCACGGAAGGCAGAUACCAAGAUGAUGAUGAUUUGGAAAGACGAAAAUGCCGUUCCGUGUCCGAUGGAAAAGCCUACCAGAGUUCCGUCCCAAGAUCUCUGCCAGUUCGCACCACCCGAACCAUCACACAAGCAGGGAAUCAAAACUUUGGAAGAAUUGCUGCUUGGGACCAACAAGUUCUUCAGUCAAGCCAAUUCAUGGCCCCAACGACUAUUAGAUUUGGAGACUAGAUUGGUGCAACAGCAAGAGGACUUUGUUGGUCGCCUUCAAGAAAAGGACAAGCUGAUCCAAGGUCUGAAUCACAAAGUUGCACAAGAGAAAGAAGACUUCGAAGCACUCCUAGAGAAAAAAGCUACUCGCAUCCGAGAAUUGAAUGAUAAAAUCGCCCAAGCCAAACAACGCAAGCAGAAUUUGUUGGAACCCACCAAUGCCCGGCAUGUUGCGUUGGGAAAUGCACGAAAUGACCUAGCUCAUACCAAGAACAAGCAAGAUCAAAUGAUCUCCAUUCUCCAGCACAAUGUCCAAGUUGCCGAAGACCGAUUGAAGACCCAAACCGAACUCGUUGGCAAAUUGCAAACCGAACUGAAGGAAAUACUGCGUGCCAAGAAUGAACUAGCCGAAUUGGUUCAUUACCAAAAGGAGUUGGCGGAAGAGCGUUUGGAUCUUGAACGUCAGGAAAGUCGAGCCAAGGAAGACACCCUUGACAAGGCCGAGAAUGCUCUUCAAGUGGAACUAGCCGAAGUGCGAAAGGAAAGUCGAGCCAAGGACGACGCCCAUAACAAGGCCAAGAAUACUCUACAAACGGAACUAGUCGAAUUGCGAAAGCAAUUGAACCGAUCCGAAGCGGAGAAUCAAGAACUACAAGAUCGUCUCGACGAGAAGGAACAAGAGUGUCAAGCUGCUGCUUCUCUUGAGAAGGAAGUGGAAGACUUGACAAAGACUCGCAGACAGCAGGAGCAAAUGAUUGCCAUCCUCCACCACAACGUCCAGUUGGCCGAGGAACGCUUGGGGACUGAAAGGGAACAACAUCUUGCCACGACGAAGCAAAUCACUGAAUUGAAAAAACAGUCGGCCGACGAGUUGCAAUAUCGCCUACACGAGAAGGAGCAAUCCGCCGUGGAGUCGGAGCAAUUGUCCAAGUUGGGUCAAGAAAAUGAAGGUCUAUUGAGAUAUUGCACGGAUCUCACGCGAAGCGUGACCAGCUUGAAAGAAGUCAUGGAAUCAUUGGAAGACGAAAACCAUGAUUUGCGGAAGGAGCUAAUAGACUCCAAACAAAGCGUGAGCAGCUUGAAAGAAGUCAUGGAUACACUAGAAGACGAAAACCAUGACAUGCGGGAGGAUCUCCAGGACGCCAAGCAAAGCGUGAAAAGCUUGAAAGAAGUCAUGGCUACACUGGAAGACGAGAAUCAUGACCUGCAGAAGGAACUACAUAAUGCCAAACAAGAUGUUGAUGGCCUGCAGCAAUAUGUCCUAGCAAACGACGGUCUUCUCGCCGAUGUCACCAAAGAGAAGGAAGAACUCCAAGCGAAACUGGAAGCUAGUAAUACUGGUGAGAACUUGCGACAGCAGCUUCUAACAUCAGGAAAACAGGUUGAAUGCCUCAUGCGAUUCAUUCGCGAAAAGGACUACUUGAUUGAAAAGGUCAAAUCUCAAUUCGAAACGGAGCUUCACCAGCUACAAUGCGAAAAUACGAAUCUUAAGAACAAGGGGGCCAAAUUGUACAACUCCCUGAUGACCGUCCAAUCGAGCGACGAGGAGCGUACGAAAAGACCCCACCAAUUGGGAGGUAGUACUCUGCUGAGUCUUCAGGCGACGGACCAGGGGCUCCGGGAAAGGAUCACUGAAGCGGAACGACAAAUAAAACUCGUGUUGCAGGAACGAGAAGCUAUGCAGCGCGAGAUCCAGUUGCUGCAGGCAAGAGACACUUUGCAGCGCAAGAUCGAUUACGAGCUCUGGCUGAAAGUAUAUUCAAGACAAGGUGGAGAAGAAACUCCAACGAGCGCACAGCAGUAG
This is a messenger RNA of Cylindrotheca closterium, 2334 nucleotides long. The record is from the annotation of a GenBank genome assembly. NCBI's taxonomy places the organism in Eukaryota, Bacillariophyta, Bacillariophyceae, Bacillariales, Bacillariaceae.